Molecule: messenger RNA, 1384 nt
Organism: Benincasa hispida (wax gourd)
Lineage: Eukaryota; Viridiplantae; Streptophyta; Magnoliopsida; Cucurbitales; Cucurbitaceae
Source: RefSeq, a predicted model, not a curated record
UUGUUUUCUCUUUUUUGUGUUUAUAUAGAUACGAUGUCAACCCCUAAUAGGCAACGAGAGGCUGAUGAAGAAUUCCAGGAGUUAUAUUUAAACAACAAAGUAUCUUCUGUGGGUGAUACUUCAGAUAGUAGCUCAACAUCCAAUCGGAAGAAACGAGAGCAUUCGCGGAACAUCAAGUUAGAAAAAUACGUCCAAAAACAUGGGAUAAUUAUAAUCGUGAUAAAUGAGGGGGAGACGAAACCGAUAUCUAAACAUUCGGUACGAUUUAGUAAUGCGAUCGGCGUCGCUGUGAGAUUUGCAUUUCCAGUACAUUGUCGUACUUUUACUGAGGUUCCAAACGAGUUCAUAGAAUUGGCUAAAAUUCAAUUAUUGGCUCAUUUCAAACUUGAUCUAUCUAGUCAACGACUUAACCGUUUUAUAGAACAUCAAAUGCAAAACUCCUUCAAAGAAUUUAGAGCAGAUUUGAACAGACAUUACAGAAAAUGUGGAAAUCCUCAGCAAGUAUGUGCCAGUUUGCCUAGUUGGCUUAAAAAUAGGCCAGAAGAUUGGGACUUUUUGUGUGACCGCUUCAAAAGUGAAGCAUUUCAGGAAAUGUCUGUGACGAACAGCAAAAAUAGAGCGAAAUACCGUUCGACCACAUAGGUGGAUCGAAGUCAUUCCUGCAAAUUCAGGCAGAUUUACAGGCAAAGGAGGGUCGAGAAAUAGGACGUGUUCACCUAUUUAGGGAAACACACUCUAAAGGUAGCAAGUUUGUGAAUGAGGCAGCUGAAAAUGAACAUGUAACAUUUUUUUGCUUUUCUUACGAUUACGGGGUUCAUUCGAAUAUGAAAUCCAAUCCUGGAAAUACAGCAUCCCACUUUUUUUUACUACCCAAGGCUUCGACACAUUUCGAAAUCGAGAAAUUUCUACCGGAGCAGGUGCUAAUCAAUUCUCGGGCUCCGCUGUUAUCUGCUACAUUCAAAAGGGUUUAUCGUGUUUUUUUUUUCAUUUUUAACUUUAGUCGCUCGUUCUUACCCAUUUAAUUAUUAUGUCUAGCAUCAAAUGUUGGAAUUACAAUCCAACCUCACUCUAAAAGGUUCUCAACCACUAACAGGGGAUGAAAUCUGUGAAACGAUUUUAGGUAGACGAUACGGAUAUUCAAAAGGUCUAGGUUGGGGCCCUAAGCCUAAGUCAAGAAGGAGUAGCAUCUCAUCAAGCUCGUCAUCUACUCAAGGAAUGGAGGCGGGAAUAGAGGAAUUGAGAGUCAAUUUCCAACAAUCUCAGUCGAGGAUUAAGGAACUUGAAGACGUUCAGAAAAGAAUGCAAGAGAAUCAUACAAGACAAAUAGAAGAAAUGAAAAAAAAUGAUUAAAGACAUGGUACGAUCAUAUAGAGGAGACCCAUCA